Molecule: messenger RNA, 900 nt
Organism: Monascus purpureus
Lineage: Eukaryota; Fungi; Ascomycota; Eurotiomycetes; Eurotiales; Aspergillaceae
Source: the annotation of a GenBank genome assembly
CUGCCUUUUCCUCAACUUCACUCUCUCCACGCCUCUAGUACAUAAACUUUCCCUCCCUGUUAUUUAAACCAGUCGACCCUCCUAUAUUCUCUUCGUUGCGACUUGAGCAUGUCCCGCAGGACUACGGCCAUGUCGAAUAACUCUCCAGACGCGGAUGUUUCGCCUUCCAAAGAUGGGGGUAAGUUUCCCGAUUCCCAGCCUUCCUGCUGGGGGCAAUGGAUACUUAGGGUAAAUUUUACAGCUCAGGAGAAGCAGAAAAUGCUUCUUUCCUCGGAAACAGGUCAUUUCAGUCUCAUAAGGGCUCUGCAUCUCGCUGAUCUAGUAACUGAGCUCAAUGGACUGUGUGGAGUUCUAUCUAUCUUCGCAUCUAUGCGCUAUUGUCUGGGAGACAAAAAUGAACACCAUGAUCUCUGGACUGCACUUGCAUGCAUGCCUUUUGCGCUGUUUUUCGAUUUCAUGGAUGGGCGGAUUGCAAGGUGGAGGAGAAAAUCUUCCCUGAUGGGCCAAGAAUUGGACUCGCUAGCAGACUUGAUCUCUUUCGGUGUCGCUCCGGCUUCCGUUGCGUUCGCUAUAGGAAUCCGAACCCGUCUUGACCAUCUGCUUUUAUCCUUCUUUGUCCUUUGCGGCCUGACGCGGCUUGCCCGGUUUAAUGUCACAGCAGCCGUUCUACCCAAGGACAAAACCGGGAAGUCAAAAUAUUUUGAGGGCACGCCGAUCCCGACAACACUGUCAAUUACUAUGAUAAUGGCUUACUGGGUUUCCCAAGGCUGGAUUCUGGAGAACCUACCGCUGGGACUUGCGGCGGAAGACACGCUCUUUGAAUUCCACCCUGUGGUGCUUAUUUUUGUUAUACACGGUUGCCUGAUGGUCAGCAAGACGAUACACAUCCCCAAGCCGUGA